Molecule: messenger RNA, 965 nt
Organism: Haemonchus placei
Lineage: Eukaryota; Metazoa; Nematoda; Chromadorea; Rhabditida; Trichostrongylidae
Source: the annotation of a GenBank genome assembly
UGGUACUGACUGAGGCUUUGAACGAAGCUGCUGUAUCACAACGCCGUGGUUUCGUGUCCGCUGCAGCUGAACUCUGGCCAACUGGACUUAUUCGAAUACUACUUCCUGAGGUGAAAGCCAUUGGCCGAUGUGUUUGCCUGGCCGGUCACGAGGAUAUGGCAGCCCUUGUCCGACGAGCCGCUCAAGAGGGCACUCCAAGGUUGAUGACCGACUCAUGGGAACCAAUUCCACCAUGUGAAAUACGCACUGAGCAGCAUUUGCUCAGUUAUCUGGCAGCGUUUCUUGGCCACUUCGGACCUCAACACAUCAUCAUCGACAUCCCUCUUCGACUGCUUCUGAAGUCACUGUCUGGGAAUUGGCCAACAACAGGGCAGGCUCUAGCAGAGUGGGCUACUAAGAGAUCUUAUCAAUUCAUAGUUAUGUUUGAAGUACUUUAUUUGGCAUCCAGUAUACGGCAUCGACGUAUUCUUGUGGAAGCUGUACAGACGAAGCAGAGCCUAGCUCAGCUCUCAUCCAAGUGUGUGUCCGAUUUUGAACAAGAGUUCGAUAAACAGGAUUGGAGAAACAUGUUCAAUUCCUCCGCGGACUACGUCUUUUCAAUUGAAGAGCGUUUACGGCAGUUAGCGAAUCGUAACGGUCAGUUUCGCUCUUGGGCAGAGUUCCAAACUCUCUCGAACAAACUCGAGCUCUUUCUUCGAGUGGCACAACAACAUCAUCGAGUCAUGAAGAAAGCAAUUGAUGAGUAUGGCCGAGAGAUGCUGAAGAUCCUUCAAACUCUGGACGUUAUGAUAUUUGCUGAUACGAACAAUGAAAACGUCAUGGUUUUCGCACCGGAUCAGAUACUCAAGGAUGUAGCUGCUGCUGGGGGAGGAAAUUCAUCUGGUGCAGCUUCUUCGAAAAUUGCCAUUGGGUCAGAUAUCAGCGUGAAAGGUAGCUUUGUCUUUCUAUCAACGAGUUUAGUUUAG